This is a messenger RNA of Coccinella septempunctata (seven-spotted ladybird), 1186 nucleotides long. RefSeq names its product probable methyltransferase-like protein 15 homolog. The transcript has a single exon. Gene Ontology annotation, biological process: rRNA base methylation. Bases 1 to 1074 code for a protein of 357 amino acids. Gene Ontology annotation, molecular function: rRNA (cytosine-N4-)-methyltransferase activity. The record is from RefSeq and is a predicted model, not a curated record. Lineage: Eukaryota; Metazoa; Arthropoda; Insecta; Coleoptera; Coccinellidae.
AUGACCCUAUUAUCAAGCAAAAGGAUUUUCAAUAACCUCUUUCUUAGAAGAAUGUGCAGUGUGUGUGCAGGUUCCAGAGACCCCCAUAUUCCAGUUAUGUUAAAUGAAGCAGUUGAAUACCUAAAACCAGGUGAAAAACAAACUAUCUUAGAUAUGACGUUUGGAGCAGGAGGUCACAGUCGAAAACUGCUUGAAUCAGCACCACAAAUAAAAAUUUUAGCAUUAGACCGAGACCCCACUGCAUAUAAUUACGCACUUACUCUAUCCAAAGAAUAUCCCGAUCAAGUUAUACCAUUGCUGGGAAAAUUUUCAGAUUUACCAAAACUUUUGAAUACACAUAAAUUUGGUAAAAAUUCAAUUGAUGGAAUUUUAAUGGAUUGUGGUUGCUCUUCAAUGCAAUUUGAUAAUGAAGAGCGGGGAUUUUCCAUUUCUAAAAAUGGUCCUCUUGAUAUGAGGAUGGACUCAAAUAGAUGUGAAAAUGUACCAACUGCUGCUGAUGUUCUAGCUAAGGCAAGUGAAGGUGACUUAUAUAAAAUUUUGAAAAUAUACGGGGAAGAGAAACAAGCAAAAAAAAUUGCUAGGACUAUAGUAGAAGCUAGGUACCUCUUUAAGAAACUCCAAACCACUGAAGAAUUAGCAGAUUUGGUUGAUUCUUGUUUCACUUCUGAAUAUCGAUUAGAUAAGCUACAGAGGCGCAGUCAUAAUGCCACAAAAACCUUUCAAGCUAUCAGGAUAUUCGUCAACAAUGAGUUGAAUGAAUUAAAUUAUGGUAUGAUAUUAGCUCAUCACUAUUUGAAACUAGGCGGUAGACUUAUAACCAUAACGUUUCAUUCCUUGGAAGACACUAUUGUAAAGAGACAUCUCAUGGGCAAUUUAGUAGAAAAUACAGCUAAUCCCAUUCCCCUCAAAUUCUGCAGCCACAUGGUCAAUGCAGGAGAAGAAAUGAUGAAACAACUGAUGGAAAAAAACUGGAAAAUGCUGCAUAAACACGUACUUACACCCACUAUGGAAGAAGUUGAGAAAAAUCCUAGAAGUCGUUCUGCCAAGCUUCGAGCAGCCGCUAAAAUUAAUUAGCUCCAAGUAAGUUGAACUAUAGUCAGUUUUUUUGUUCACAAAUAAUGAACAACAAGAAUAGUAUUAUGAAAAUGGUGAAAUAACUAAAUAAAUUUUUUUUUGUUCCUUCCAA